CCAGAGUGAGCAGGGGAGUGCGAGAAACGCGGGCAAUCAUGGCCAAGUCCGGGCUGGGAAGCGAUCCGGAGAGCUGUGCUGCAAUUACUGUGCUAAGUCGAGCGGUGAAACUCGACGAGGAGGGCCGGUAUCAGCCCGCGCUCGUGUGUUACCAGGAGGGGAUUGAUCUGCUGCUGCAAGUUCUCAGAGGCACCAAAGAUCCUACCAAGAGAAGCAAUCUCAGAAAAAAAAUUUCCAGCUACAUGGAUAGAGCAGAAAACAUAAAGAAAUACUUGGACCAAGUGAAAGAAGAUGGGAAAUAUCACAAGCAAAUUAAAAUAGAAGAGGAUGCAACAGGCUUCGGCUAUGAGACACUUUUUCAAGAAUACCUUACUGAGAGUGUUACAGAAGUUUGGAUAGAAGACCCUUACAUUAGACAGACACAUCAGCUAUACAACUUCCUUCGAUUUUGUGAGAUGCUCAUUAAGAAACCAUGUAAAGUAAAAACUAUUCACCUUGUCACCUCUCUGGAUAAACAGGGCUUUGGGAACGUGCAGCAAAGUAGUGGCCUAAAUGAAAUAAAAGAAUCCCUCAGGACUCACGGAGUGUUGUUGGAGGUAGAAUACUCUUCUUCGCUACAUGACCGAGAAAUUAGGUUCAACAAUGGAUGGGUGAUUAAGAUUGGAAGAGGACUUGAUUAUUUUAAGAGACCACGGGGUCAAUUUUCCCUUGGAUAUUGUGAUUUUGAUUUAAGACCAUGUCAUGAAACAACGGUGGAUAUUUUUCAUACCAAACACACAAAACAAAUAUGAUGUGUCACACCUUCUAUAUUUCCUCUGUAAGAGACAGCCUGAGUCUGUUUUCUGUUGCUUCUAACCGAAUAGCACAGACUGAGUAAUUUAUAGAGUCAAGAUUGAUCUAGUUCAUGAUCCUGGAGGCUGGAAAGUCUGUGCUGGUAUCUCAUGUAGACCUUCUUCCUGCCUGUUCAAAUGGCAGUGGACAGCUCUAGCCAGAGGAGCUGUUAUCUGUCUUAAUAAACCACACCAGUAAUAACCCAUUAGCCUGAUAUCCUGAGAGCAGAGCCCUUAUAACCCAGUUAUCUCCCAAAGCUUCCAUCUCCCGCCUACCAACACUGCUGCAUGGGGACCAGGUUUCCAGUUUGGGAAGAUACAGUCAAACCAUAGCAAGUCAAUGUUAAAUUCUGUUUUUUAUCUGAGCAUAUUUUUAUAAUGGAUGACCAAUAAUAAACUAUUUCUAGUAUUUUA
Molecule: messenger RNA, 1244 nt
Organism: Ochotona curzoniae (black-lipped pika)
Lineage: Eukaryota; Metazoa; Chordata; Mammalia; Lagomorpha; Ochotonidae
Gene: MITD1
Product: microtubule interacting and trafficking domain containing 1
Exons: 7
Coding region: 39-791 (250 amino acids)
Biological process (GO): midbody abscission
Cellular component (GO): midbody
Source: RefSeq, a predicted model, not a curated record